UAGCUGUCAAGCUAGUUAGCUAGCUAACGUUUCUGGCAAGGUUUGUAGCUUGUUAGCUAGCUAUAACGUUGGCUGUGACUAUGCAAGGGGAAACCGCCACGGCAAUACGAAUCUCGGACAGUGACGGGAAACUGGAUGUCUUUCUCCAGAAAGGGACGCCUGGUAGUUCUGGAAGAGGGAGUUCGAAAGGCUGGCAGUACAGUGACCACAUGGAAAAUAUUGAUGGUUACCUGAUGAAAUACACCAAUUUGGUAACAGGAUGGCAAUAUAGGUUCUUUGUCCUCAACAAUGAGGCGGGGUUGUUGGAGUACUUUGUCAAUGAGCAGUCCAGGCCCCAGAAACCUCGCGGGACGCUCCCCUUGGCAGGGGCGGUCAUCCCCAGCGACGAGGACUCUCACACCUUCACGGUCAAUGCCAUCAGUGGGGAACAAUACAAGCUCAGAGCCACGGACGCCAAAGAGCGACAGCACUGGGUGAGCCGGCUGCAGAUCUGCACGCAGCACCAUACUGAGGCCAUGGGGAAGUCUGGUAGUCCUCAAGGAUUGACCGAGAGAGGACGAGGUGGAGACGCGUUCACGGAAAAGGAGGAGGAACUGGGGGCGGUGGAGGAGGAGCGCAGUGUCAUCCUACACCUGCUCUCGCAGCUCAAGCUGGGCAUGGACCUCACGCGGGUGGUGCUACCCACCUUCAUCCUGGAAAAGCGCUCCUUACUAGAGAGAUGUCGCCACUUCAUGUCCCACCCGGACCUGUUCGUGUCCAUCACAGACGGCCAAGGGCCCGAGGAGCGCAUGGUGCGCUUCGUCGAGUACUACCUCACCUCCUUCCACGAGGGCCGCAAGGGCGCCAUCGCCAAGAAGCCCUACAACCCCAUAAUCGGCGAGAGCUUCCACUGCUCCUGGAGGGUGCCCAGGUCAGGGGAACCUGCUAAGGAUGCCCCCUCACCCCCCUCUCCUCCCCAGGGAAGCCCCACGACCGAGGAGGAGGACGGCAGUUACGAGUUGCGCUUCGUGGCUGAGCAGGUGUCCCACCACCCGCCCGUGUCGGGCUUCUACGCCGAGUGCCCCGAGAGGCGGAUGUGCGUCAAUACCCACGUGUGGACCAAGAGCAAGUUCAUGGGCAUGUCCAUCGGGGUGUCCAUGAUCGGGGAAGGCUGUCUAUACCUGCUGGAGCAUGACGAGUACACGUUCACGCUGCCCUGUGCCUACGCCCGCUCCAUCCUUACCGUGCCCUGGGUGGAGCUGGGGGAAAAGGUCAAUGUGAACUGCACCAAGUCGGGAUACUCCGUGGUCAUCACCUUCCAGACCAAGCCCUUCUACGGCGGCAAACUGCACAAAGUGACGGCGGAGGUAAAGCACAACGCUACCAACGUUGUGGUGUGCCGCGUGCAGGGCGAGUGGAACGGCGUGCUCGAGUUCAGCUACCAGAACGGCGACACGCGCAUGGUGGACGUCACCAAGCUGCCCGUCACUAAGAAGCGGAGUGCGCGCCCAACGACAAGCAAGUACCAACCGAAUCGAGCGCCUGUGGCAGCACGUGACUGA
Coregonus clupeaformis (lake whitefish) is the source of this 1541-nucleotide messenger RNA. RefSeq names its product oxysterol-binding protein-related protein 11-like. Gene Ontology annotation, cellular component: intracellular membrane-bounded organelle; membrane; cytosol. Gene Ontology annotation, molecular function: sterol binding. The record is from RefSeq and is a predicted model, not a curated record. Lineage: Eukaryota; Metazoa; Chordata; Actinopteri; Salmoniformes; Salmonidae.